AAAAAUAAAGAAAAAACACGAUUCCUUUUGCACUAGUUUAACUAACUUAUAUAAAAAUGGGUUUUACAUAUUUGACUGCCACAGAUGAAAGAUGAGUAGAUUUCUUCACAAGCAUAAUAUUUCUUCCUCUUCGAAAAAGCUGGUCUUUUUCAUAUCCAUAACAACUCUGCUAUCAGUUGCUGUCAUUGCAAAUUGUUUAUGGUUUUCUUCUUCUUCAAUUAUUAAAACCACUACCACGUAUUGGGCACUUCAGAAAAAAGGGAUUAUCCACACCAAUGCUACAAAACUAAGCCAUCUUCGAUCAAAGAAAGAAAGUGUUAUAUCAGCAACCUUUGCUGAUUUGGAUGCACCUGAUUUACCAUGGGAGACAAUGCCUGAAGCCCCAGUGCCUCGUCUUGAUGGAGCUUCAGUACAGAUCAACAAUCUUCUAUACGUUUUUGCAGGAUAUGCCUCACUUGAUCAUGUACAUUCUCAUGUGGAUGUGUUCAAUUUCACUGAUAACAAGUGGACAGAGAGGUUUGAUAUGCCUAAAGAAAUGGCUCAUUCACAUUUGGGAGUGGUCACUGAUGGUAAUAGAUACAUAUAUGUUGUUUCUGGACAGUAUGGUCCACAGUGUAGAGCCCCCAUAGCUCGUUCUUUUGUUUUGGAUACUGAGACCAAGAAAUGGAGUACUAUCAUUCCUCUACCUUUCCCUAGGUAUGCUCCAGCAACUCAGAUAUGGAGAGGGAGACUUCAUGUAAUGGGAGGGAGUAAAGAGAAUCGACACACACCAGGAUUGGAUCACUGGAGUAUUGCUGUAAAAGAUGGAAAAGUAUUGGAGAAACAAUGGCGAAAUGAAGUUCCUAUUCCCCGUGGCGGACCUCAUAGGGCUUGUGUUGUAUUCAACGAUCGGCUUUUUGUUAUCGGUGGCCAGGAAGGUGAUUUCAUGGCCAAACCAGGGUCACCAAUUUUCAAAUGCUCACGCAGGCACGAGGUGGUUUAUGAUGAUGUAUACAUGCUAGAUGCUGAAAUGAAGUGGAAAACUCUACCACCUAUGCCAAAGCCUAAUUCUCAUAUAGAAUGUGCUUGGGUAAUAGUCAACAAUUCAAUCAUAAUCACUGGAGGCACAACAGAGAAACACCCACUCACCAAGAGAAUGAUCCUUGUUGGAGAGGUCUUCCAAUUUCAUCUAGACUCACUGACAUGGUCAGUGAUUGGAAAGCUUCCAUAUCGAGCGAAGACUACAUUAGCUGGUUUUUGGAAUGGUUACUUGUAUUUUACAUCUGGACAGCGUGAUAGAGGCCCAGACAAUCCACAACCAAGGAAGGUCAUUGGAGAUAUGUGGAGAACCAAGUUGAGUUUGUGAGCUUAUUUCUUCUUUUUCUUCUUUUGGUAUAAGAUGAGAAUCAGUUGUUCGUUACAAUACAAAAGAUUUUCCUUCAAUACAAACUAUAGCUUAUUGUACAAAGUUGUUCUCGAGUAGAUAAUGCUAUGUUCUUUGUCAAAUUAUACAUAGAACUUUAGCCAAUUAUAACUUUGGUCUCUGUAUUUUGUUAUUAUAAUUCACAGUAGUAUAACCCCACAAUCUCCAAUUCAUUUUUGAUAUUCAA
Messenger RNA from Cannabis sativa, 1589 nucleotides. RefSeq names its product kelch repeat-containing protein At3g27220. The coding region runs from base 92 to 1345 and encodes 417 amino acids. The record is from RefSeq and is a predicted model, not a curated record. Lineage: Eukaryota; Viridiplantae; Streptophyta; Magnoliopsida; Rosales; Cannabaceae. Gene Ontology annotation, molecular function: protein binding. The transcript has 7 exons.